Molecule: messenger RNA, 757 nt
Organism: Oryza brachyantha (malo sina)
Lineage: Eukaryota; Viridiplantae; Streptophyta; Magnoliopsida; Poales; Poaceae
Exons: 5
Coding region: 199-597 (132 amino acids)
Cellular component (GO): nucleus
Molecular function (GO): RNA binding
Source: RefSeq, a predicted model, not a curated record
AAUCCAAUCUCGCCGCCGCCGCCGCCACCGGAUUUAUUCCCCUUGCGAUUAGUCUCGCGCCGCAGCUCUCGCGUAGUCGCCGCCGCCGCCGCCGCCGCCGCUGCUCGCCGUUGCGCCGGGCUUGUUCGUGGUCUCGGCGGCUUGUUCGAGGGCUCUUGCUUUGAGGUAGAGGGAUUUAUUAGGGUUUCGGGAGGAGCGAUGGAGGAGGUGACGGAGGCGGUGAACAGCCUCUCCCUCGCGGAGGCGCACAAGAAGAACCGGAUCCAGGUGUCCAACACCAAGAAGCCGCUCUUCUUCUAUGUCAACCUCGCCAAGAGGUACAUGCAGCUACAUAACGAGGUGGAGCUUUCGGCCCUUGGCAUGGCCAUUGCCACUGUGGUGACUGUUGCAGAAAUUCUCAAAAAUAAUGGCCUUGCUAUUGAGAAGAAGAUUAUGACAUCAACUGUUGAUGUUAAAGACGACUCAAGGAGUCGUCCAAUGCAGAAGGCAAAGAUUGAAAUUGUGCUUGGGAAGACGGAGAACUUUGAUGAGCUGAUGGCGGCUGCUGCUGAGGAGAGGGAAGCCGCAGCUGCUGCCGAGGGCGAAGAACAAGAUUGAAUAAACUAUUUUAAGUUGGCUGUUGAGUUUAAAUUUAGUACCCUGCUACUUAGGUUUAUGUUUCAGUUUAUUUUGGACAGCAAGAGACAUCUUGUGUAAUCGAAAAGCUCUGCUUAUUUGAUUCGUUUGAAUGGUAGUUCAUAGUUCGUCUAUUUUUGUU